UGUCAGCGGCCAAAGUCCGGCCGGCGGUGUGGCGGCAGACAGUGUGCGCGAGGCGGCGGCCUUCAGUCUCUCCUCAGCGAGGAACAGCGACGUUCCGGUGCCCUCGUCCUCCUCCCUGCCUGUGACGCCGCCGCACCAUGCCGCCCGUGCCCUUGCUGAUGCUCUGCCUCUCCCUCUCCCUCGGGGCUGUCCUCACCCAGGAGCCCGAGCCCAUCGUUGUGCAGCUGAACGAGACGCAGGGCGACGACACCGACACUGACUGGGGCCUGGACACCAUCCGGGGCAGCUUUGAGGCCGUCAAUGGCUACUUCGACUCCAUGCUGGAGCUACUGGGGGGCCGGGAUGGGGUGUGCCAGUACCGCUGUCGAUAUGGGAAGGCUCCUCUUCCUCGCCCAGACUAUCAGACUCCCGAACCUAAUGGCUGCAGCUCCUACUUUCUAGGCCUCCCACUGCCUGACGGGCUGGACUUAGGCAUCCCAGCCAUGACGCGCUGCUGCAAUCAGUUGGACCUGUGUUACGACACCUGCGGCUCCAACAAGUACCGCUGUGACUCCAAAUUCCGCUGGUGCCUGCACUCCAUCUGCUCUGACCUCAAGAAGAGCCUGGGCUUUGUGUCAAAGGUUGAAGCUUGUGAAGCGGUCGCCGACACAUUGUUCAACACCGUGUGGACACUGGGCUGCAAACCCUUCAUGAACAGCCAGAGGGCAGCAUGUAUCUGCGUGGGAGAGGAGAAGGACGAGCUGUGAGGGGAAGGGCGAGGCCCAGCAGGGGGCGCUGAAGAGGAAGAGGGACGUCACCAAUCAUCAUGGGCUGUGACGCUGUGUAAUGACCUGCUCUACUGGCUCCAAGCCCACAGAAUAUUAUUAUUGUUUGUAUUAGUGGAGAAUCAUAUUAAAAGUUAUUAUAAGUUAUAAAGUGUAUAUAUAUAUAUAUAAAUAUUUUGUUCCAUUAGAGGUGUUGGUUUGACUCAAGCCUUUAUGAUGUGAUUUAACUUUUUAUUGUAUUAAAUGCGAUUCUUAAUGUU
Brienomyrus brachyistius is the source of this 1024-nucleotide messenger RNA. RefSeq names its product group XIIB secretory phospholipase A2-like protein. Gene Ontology annotation, molecular function: A2-type glycerophospholipase activity; calcium ion binding. The record is from RefSeq and is a predicted model, not a curated record. The transcript has 4 exons. Gene Ontology annotation, cellular component: extracellular region. Gene Ontology annotation, biological process: phospholipid metabolic process; cholesterol homeostasis; triglyceride homeostasis. Bases 138 to 746 code for a protein of 202 amino acids. NCBI's taxonomy places the organism in Eukaryota, Metazoa, Chordata, Actinopteri, Osteoglossiformes, Mormyridae.